AUGGUUCGUAUUAGUAACGUUGACAUCCCUAAUAAUAAAAAUGUCUCUUUCGCUCUUACUCAUGUCUAUGGCAUUGGUCACACUCGAGCCCAAGGAAUAGUUACCAAACUUAAUAUUGUUAGUCAAAAAAAGGCUGGUGAUUUGACUGACAUUGAAAUUAAGGCUAUCAAUGAAGAAAUUAAACAUUUUCCAGUCGAAGGAGAAUUAAAACGAAUAGAGCAAGAAAUAAUUAAUGAGGACGCUCGUCUUGGCACUUAUCGUGGUCUACGCCGCUUUAAAUUGCCAGUUAACGGGCAACGAACUCGGCAUAAUGCUCGUACUUGUAAGGGACCAGUUCGCAAAACGGUAGCUAACAAAAAGAAAGCACCCAAACCUAAAUAA
Molecule: messenger RNA, 381 nt
Organism: Cetraspora pellucida
Lineage: Eukaryota; Fungi; Glomeromycota; Glomeromycetes; Diversisporales; Gigasporaceae
Source: the annotation of a GenBank genome assembly